AAAAAAGUGAAGAAGCCCCUGGAGAAGGACCAUGGACGAGUUGUAGAUGAAGAACGGACCACUCUAGUUUCAGUUUCACGAGUAGAAGUAGGGUCUAGUAAGCGGUCUCGAUCUGCGGCUUCGUCGAAUGGUGAGGGACCGAAACAGUCGAAGCGUAGCAAAACUGAGGAUAAGAAUAAAGCAGCGUCUUCCACAGGGUCCUCAUCUUCUUCCUCCAGCAAAGUGAAUCCCGGCUUUUCUUCUUCUGCUUCCUCUGCCAUUACGAACAACAAGAACGAGGCUUCUUGCAACAUCUCUAGUACCGUAGUAGCAAAGGAGCAAAAUAAGACUCCCGCAACUGUGCCCCCAUGUAAGAAAGCAACGUCAUCGAAGAAGAUCACUGUACCGAAGACUGUAAGACAAAAGCAUACCCUAGCAGCGACAGUCGGCGAACGAGUUUCGCAAGCAUUAGACUUGAAAGAGGACGACUUGUUGUUACAGGGAGAUUUAUUUAGUUUAAGGCUUCCCCUAGUCCAUCUGCUGAAGCAUCCUGAGGCUGUCCCAUAAGGGGAGAGAAGCAUCGCGAUGCGUCUCGAGAUGGAAAGGGGUGAGCUCUAAUUAAUUCCUCCCUCUCAGCGUCAGCUGCUUUCGACAAGGACAAGAUGGGUGGUGGUGGAAAAUACAGUGCUCGUGGGAAGAAAGGCACUGCUUCGAACAGUGUGCCGAAAGGCAGUGGCGGAGAAGCGAGCCCUCAAGGCAACAGCAUGGCUUACUCUUCAUCGCCAGCAUCCAGAUUUGACUACCAACCACGAUCAAGAUUCUCCCCAGAACGUCUUGAGCUGAUGGACGGACCUCCUUCUUCGAGCAAGGACAAGACUUCAUCUGGCAAGGACAAGAAUGUCUCUAGUUGUACAACUAGAUCGGCAAGAGAGAAGUCCUCUAACAAGGGAAUCAUGCAAGGAGGUAGUAAGACCACUUCUAAGAAUGAAUCAAUGAAAUCUACUUCCAAUAAGGGUGGAAAAGACCACACCUUGGGUGGAAAACAAGAAAUUUCAUCGUCCCCAGGAUCUUCACGAUUUGCUGAAGGUGGAAUUAAUAUAACAGGCAAAAAUAAGGGUAGUUCAUCUUCUCGUCGACGAAGAGGAAGUAAUGGAGCUGGAAAGGCCGAAGAUGGUCGUGGUCCUGCUGCUGCUUCAUCAUCUAGAAGUAUUGUUAAGGCUUGGGAGUUGACAUCUCUAUGCGCGUCUCUAUGUCUUCUUCAAGUAGGAAAGCCACAGAUAUGCGAGCUAGAGACGCCAACCUUCAACCCCUAAUAGUACUAAGGCAGCAGAUGGCGCUACUAGCAAUAGUGCAGUUCCGGCUCCAGUAGCCUCACCUACCGGCUCAUCCAGACAGCGAAGUAGAAAGCAAUCUCAGAAUCAUGUUUGGGUACAGAAGGAGAACAAGGCCGAUGAAGGUGCUGCUCAAAGCAACAACGCUAAUAGAGGGAAAACCAAGGGGAAAAAUUCUAGUCGUGCUUCUUCCUCUACUACUAAGGGUGGUGCUUCAGGAGGUGCUGGAGGAGCAUCAUCAUCUAAAAAGUCAAAGGAUCUGCUACUUGAUGCUGCUCUUGGUUUUGAGGACGCAGAUAGUGGUAAACAAAAUACUGACAAAGGGAAAAGGAACACCAAGGGAGCCAGCUCUAAAAGUCGAGACGGCAAGAGAACAAGUGGCAAAAAAGAUAAAAGCCCUUCUUCAGCAGGUAAACACCAAGAUGGACAAGGAAAGAAAGGCGAGAAAAGUGGCAUUGGUAAAAGUAAAAGCAAAGGAGGAAAGGCGGAUAAUGUCCAUGUAGAUGGUCAACAAGAAGGGAACCAAGUUGUAGAAGAAGCUAAUAUCCUCCCAGUACGAAAGGCUGAUGGGAAGCGACUGAACAGGAGGCAACGAGCAAAAGCCAAGGACAAAGAACAAAAACGCCUUGCAGCUGAAGAAAACGCAGGAAAUGUUGCUGGAGGGGGUGCUUCUUCAUCUUCUUCUGGUGCUAUUGGUACUUCUGCGGAAGGUACUAAUCAACCGGGAUCUUCAUCUUCUUCCAGUGCCAAUGCGAACUCUACGACUUCAAAUCCUUCCAACGCGAAGAAGAGUAAUAAUUAUGACUUCCGGAAAUGUCCCAUUUUGACUUCAGAAGAAGCAGCAUCUUGGACCUCCCGUGUAAGGGGGAAACGGGUCCAAGAUUUGACUUCUACAAUGGGAGAUAAUUCCCGGAAGGUCUAAAAUAUUUUUAAAGGUCAUCAACGCGACCAUUGGGGUUCUUCAAGUGAAUACAACUUUUCAUCGUGGAACAAGAAAAAACCUUCAUCUGGUAGUAAGAAGCAUGGGAACUACAAAACGAUCAGGGAUCCUCUACAAAACGAUCGUAUGAAGCAGGGAUCCUCAUCAUCCUCUUCAAGUGGCGCUAGUAGAAACAACAAGUCAAGUGCUCCAAGUCAAGUCAUGUCGUCGUCGUCGUCUUCUUCUAGCGGGAAUGAAACAUCAAGCACAUCGAUCUUAUUCGAGUCAUUGCUGGACAGAGCAAGAGGAAACGGGGCUGCCAGUGACGUUUUGAGGAUUCUGGAUGAGAUGGGUGAGAAAAUACCGGACGAGAUAAAACGUCAUUUGUCCGGACAUUUGAUGAAAGGCAGUAGCACGACCAGCGGCUCGGGAUCGUCUUCGAGUAACGCAAAAGGAGGUGCUAGCAGUUCCACAGCGUCUCACUCUCAGAUUUUGAUAGGCGGAUCCAGCACAAGUGCGAGUAACCGUUGGUCAUCCGUCAUUGCCAAUUUGAAAGACCCAAAGAGACAAUUUGCCGCUUUAACAGACUUGAACGAGAGACUCCAGUAUUGUUCCGAGGAUAUGCUGUUGAACUUUCCUAUGGAAACCGCGGUUCCCGCUUUGCUCAAGUGCCUAGAGCACCCAAGUGGUGGGGGAGGAGACCCUUUUGGCGGUGGUGGCGCGUUCUUCGAUGGAAUGGACGAGACGUCUCUCAUGAUUAUGGCUCAGAAUUAAAUAAGGAAAGCUAAAUUUUAUAAGGAAUAAUCACUACUAACUUAUUACUGGUUGUUCCUUAUAAGGAAAUCUAUUUAUCUAUUGCUAAAAAUUCAUCUUCAGAGGGGGCAAAGGCAUCUUUGACGAUGACGUGCUUUCUUCAAGGGGAAAGACACUUCUUGAGAGGCAAAUCUUGGAGAUGCUGAUGCUUUCAAGGGGAAAGAAAGAAACACAGCACUACAAAGGAAUUGCACGAGGACUCGAAGAUGAAUUUUUUGGCGAAGCUCCUUUCUAAGAUUAUGGGCAUGUUUGGCGAUGCUGAUGGAGGAGGUUCAUCGCAACAAAUGAUCCUAGCGUGUCGAUGCAUCUACACCUUGAUCGACAUCCUUCCGCCAACUACGCGCUUAGUCGCUGCGGAAGGAGGAAUUUCAGUGUUAGUAUCCAAGUUAGGGCAGAUCGACGUCAUUGACGUCGCAGAGCAAGUGAUCCAUGUCUUGGAGAAAAUAACCGAUGACGUGCCGCAACAAGUCCUCAAUGCUGGUGGCCUACUAGGCUUGUUGCAGUUCUUGGACUUCUUUCACAUUACUCUGCAGAGAAAAGCUGUUUCCGCUUCCAGCAAGAUGCUGUCCAACGUCAAGACGCGCACUGCUUUCGAGACGCACGUGCGUCCAGCGAUUGCGCAGAUGACACAGCUACUGCGACACCCGGAUGCCAUGGUUCGGUCCAAAAUCUGCGAGUGCUGGCGUAAAAUGCUAGACGCUUUUGUCGGAUUAAACACGAUGGCAGAAAUGCAAAGUGCCACUGCAGUGAUGCAUGGUGGAUUUAUGCCAAUGCUUGCCUGUUUUAGCGGACUUGGCGGAGGACUUGGUGGUGGAGGAGGCCCUUCUAUCGAGUUGGGCCCUGCCGCUUUUGAUGGAUCCGCUACGGAUGAAGACGAUGGGACGCCAGCUGCGGCUAGGACGACAUCUUCAAGAACUGCUAACGUUAAGGCUAUCAUUAGGGAUCAUGAUAAGUAGUUAACUCAUCUCUGAGUAAUCUCCUGAGGACACGUUCCUUGGCGAAAGGGAUCAUUCUCGUAUGCGUGACGAGUAUCUUAUUCUACUCCUGCUGAUACAACAAUUCUUCUCAAGGAUCCUCCAGAUCGUGAAAGAUGAAUCUGUUAAAUUUUGACCCGAGGAGUGUCCUCUAAUAAAUAUAGUGGUGGUAAAAAUCAAUGGCUCUAAUAAAAAUGGUAAGACCUCCAAGAAGAGAUCCUUUGACGAGGAAUUCGAAGAGAUCUGUCCCGUAGCGGUUGUAGAAAGCCUUUUAGACGAUUUGAAAGAGAACAGUACGAAUGCGGAUGUACUCCAUAUCCUGUCGAUUUGCGUGAACUACAGCGCUUCUUUGACGCAAGCGGCAUUCGAGAGGAACUUGCACGACCUACUAGCUGAAACGUUGACAGCCAACAUGGGCCAAUCGGACGUACAAUUACGGCUCCAUACUUUGAUUCACUUUUGACUGCAUCUUCCCUGAAAUAGAGUAUGCUCGAGUUGUAGUCUGCUCGGGGUAUAUGCUAUACCCUUCAAUGAUGCAGUCGAGCGAUGAACUUCGGAGCGGUCUAAUACGGAGUUGCGAAACGUGUCUCGCAGCAUUGGGCGUCAUCUGUUCUUUGUUACCAGAUGUGUACUAUUCCCCUCCAGCAUCUUCGGGUGGACAAUCAGGCAAAGGCUCUGAAGCGGCUUCACCUUCUACUGCGAGAGGUUUGAUGAACAAACUAUCCUCCUUGUGGACACGAGGGAGAAGUAAGGACAACAAUGGUACGACAGGAGAUGCUUUCUCGCCAAGCAGCAAUACCGCGGGUAUGGUCGGAGGAGGAGGAGCACAUCAAGGUGUGCAAGCUGUUGACGGGACCUCAUCGUCUUCGGGUCUCAACUCCUUGCAUUUCCAUGUAGACGCGCAAAAUAGUAAACGUUGCAAGCUUCUCACCGACAACAACCUGGAAAACCUCCUGAAACUGGCACAAUCUUGUCUGGGAACGAUCCUGCACUUGUACGAAGGCAGUGGAUCGGCAUUGAUUUCCACGAUGGCGCUGAACUGCGUAUUGCCACUGGUAGUCUUAUUCCGUGAAUUGGAGGAGAACAACGCUGCUGCUGGAGCUGCACAACAAGGAAGUGGGAACAAGGCAGCUGGUUCAGGAGGUGCACUCAGUGGAGGAAGCACACCUAGGAACAAUUUGUUUUCUGGAGCUGCAAUCAGUGGAGGAAGCAACGCGAGUAAGAAUUCUAGUCCUCGCGAGAACAACCCUGCUGAUGCUGCAGAAACUACAGGCCUGCAGACUUUCCGAAAAUUCAUGAGUUUCGAUGUCUUACGCUUGCAUUGCGUCACCUCCGAAAGCAGUUAUUUGAGCUACUUGAUCGUCGUAGAUUCGCUAUUGCGAGCAUCGAAAGCGGCAAAGAUGAUGAACACGAGUGGUGGUGGUGAAGAACCAGACGACAUGUUUGCCAAGUUUGAACGCCAAGGUGUUUUUGAAGAAUUGCGAAAACAAUUUGGAGACGCUUCUAGUUCUAGUUCUGGUUCUACUGGCGCACUUGCCAGAAGGUUAGAGGAUUUUCCCGAUUGCAAAACAACCGUGAUGGACAUCAUCGCUUGCAUGGCCCAUAAGAUCUUGAGUAUGCGACAGGAUUACCGAGAUCACAUCUUCAGUUAAGGCAACCCAAACAAAGAGCAUCCUUAAAAGUAAUCAUCUUUGUUGGCUAAGUAUUGAUUUCCUGUAAAACUGGAAAAGACGCCAAGUAUCGUGCAGUGGUUAGGGAUGUGCAAGCAGUAGCUCUAAUCUAGCUCUACAGCUCUGACAGGCGAGAUCGAUAUCGUGGAGGGAGUCUCCGGAGCUUUGCGUCGUGGGGAUUGGACUAGAGGUUUCCAGAGACUCGGUGCAGCACUCGAAUCGGGCGAUUUGUAUGCUCCAGAACUGGUGAAUCUACUACCCUAUUUGUUGCCGCUGGUGUUGGAUGGCAAGGUAAAGGCGUUCUUGAAGAAUGACGACGACGACGAUUGUGAUGAAGAUGAAGAUGAAGAUGACGACGUUGAUGACGAGGGGGACAAUAAUACCCUUGACGUUUUCGGGAGCAAGGAGAGCAACCAGAAGAAGUAUGAUGCGAGCAAACGCGUAUUGGAGCUUUUUUUGCGAGAGGUUUUUGAAACUCGCGAGAACAUCUCGAGCGUGGAGGUGUGUCGCCGCUUGGUGCGGUUGUGCAUUGCGGCAUUGACGCCCAGUCUGUGCGGAACUCUUCCGAUUCAUCUGUUCUCCGCCACUGCGGUUACGCCAGCGAUGAAUGUGGGUAAUGGUGCAAUGGUGUUCAUGCAGAUGCCAGGGAUGAUGCCUAGUAUGAUGCCUAGUGCAAAAAUGCCUGGAGAAGGUCCUCUAAGUACCCACCCUCCAGGUGGAAGUGCAACGAUCCCUUCUAUGGCUUCUAUGAUGCAGUCUAUGAUGAUGGCAGCAUCUUCUUCUUCUGGUUCAUCUGUGGUCAGCGGACCACCUCCACCAGGACAAGCUUCAGGAACGACCAACGCGAUUAAAGAUGGGGCAAUUCCUCAUCAUUUACGUCCUAUCAGCGGUUACACUGAUUCUAAUGGAGGAAGUUUGGUUUCUGAAAGCGUCAGCAAGUUGAGCCGGCCAGUGAAAAUCCGUCUCAUACCACGACCAGGCUGUGUAGGUUCCGCGCCCAUAGGUUCCACGCCAAUUUUUCCAACAGGUUCGACUCUAGGACAUAGUGCUAUGGAACAGCAAGAUGAAAAUGGUGGUGCUGCCUCGGCGAAUACAGGGUCUUUUGGUAAGGAAGGAUCAACAAUGGGAAUGGGAGAUGAAUUUUCAGCAAAGGGAACUACAUCUUCGAAAGGGAUCAUGCCAACGACCGCUAGUACAACAGGGAUCAUGCCAACAGGAGGAGCUACGUCGGAAGCAGCAUCGUUUUUAUCUUCAGCAGCGACAGCAACUAGUACCAUGCCUAGCAGGAUGCCUUCCGCAUCUUCGGGAGGUCCCACGACGUCUUCCUCAGCUUUGCCUUCUCCAGCUUUGCCUCCUCCAGCAGCUCCCGUUCUCACCUCAGACAUUCUGUUAGUAGAACCUCUUGCCACUGUUCAGAGCAUCUGCGAUUUCCUCCAGGAUCGAUAUGAUUUCCUACGUCGUGCCCCUAUGAGCAUGAUCUAUUCGACGCCACCGGCCUCGGGUGGCUCUAGCAGUCCUCUUAAAGGUGCUCCUUCUAGUUGUCCAGGAGUGGCGGAUGCAGACCCUUCAUCCAGUUCCAUGACCCUAGAUCAAGUGAUGGAGACUGAGAUUGCCAAGAAGCACGCGCGGGCUAUGGGCGAGACUCAAAUGCUGCGGAACGUCUUGUCGACGCCAGGUUGUGUCGUGAUCGCUCUGGAGCAGCCUCAGAUCGUGAUUUACGAUGUGAACGGACAUGCUAUUUCGUCCGACACUUCUCUCGUCAAAGCCUUAGCAGAUGCUUCGCUCUAUGCGGCGGAGAGGAAGAAGAGGGAACAACUACAACAGGCUUCUGCAAGCACUAGUGCAGCAGGAGAGUCUAGCACCGCAGGUCCUUCAUCAGGCAAAGGAGCCUUACCAAACUUGAAUAUGUCACUUUAUGGAGGCACUACUUCUUCACAUUUGCAGAUUCCUGCUGCCGAUGUUCCGACGGAGUGGAUCCGGGAUCGGUCUGCAGGAACUGGAAUUGCAAAGGGAGGACCUGCUUCUUCUAGUUCUACUGCUGCCACAACAAGCACGCCAAUCGAACCUCUACUAGAGGCGCCAACCAUCUUCUCGAAGAACAGGAGCAUCAACCCACAGCUUGUAUCUUCUACAACAACAUCAAAAGGUUCUUCACAUCCAGUCAUGCUUCCACCGGCAACGACAGGCUCGAGGUUUUUUCCCACAGCCACAGACGACGUUUUCGCCGGAGAGUCAGCGGUGAGGAGUGCUUCUUUGUGGGGCACCACCUUCUUCAUGGAGAUAGAGUUUUCUGCUACCGUUUUGCACGGCAAUGGCAUAGCGCACGUCACGCGGGACAGCGAUUUCGGAGGUAUGAUCGACCAACACUGUUUGUUGAGUUUGUUGACAUCCAAAAUGGUGCCUCGUCAAGUAGCCUGCGUAGAUGUUAUGGAAGGCAUUGUGAAGGAGCAUUUUGGUCUCGACAACUACGGAGGAAAAAACAAAGGUGGAGCAAAAACCAAUGGUGGAAAAGGAAAGCAGACUGCUGGAAUUUCGACAAUGACGACCACUACGAUGGGUACAAUGGCCACUUCUAGUACAACAAUGGCCACUGCAGCAACUUCUUCCAGUAGUAAUCCUACAUUCCCAUCCGUCCUAGGUGGUAGCAAUGCUGCCGAAGGACUGGAUUCGCUAAACCGGUCGCCCAAUGAAGAAAGUGCGCCUGCUACAGCUUUAGACUCUCCAGAAGGAUCCUCGCCUGAUCUAUCCGUUGGAGGUGGUAGUAAAGUAACCUCACCUGUUGACGAGACUGCUGGUAACAACAAUUCGAAUAUCAUGUUGUCUCGUCAACUCCAACUUAUGGGCGCCGCGAAGAUUCCAGAUCCUUCCUCUUCCAGUGCAUCCGAAGAUCCUGCAUCUUCCAGCGCAUCUGAAGGCGGUGACUUGGUUGAGCAGAUCAGGCAUUCAACGAACCCGGGUGCAUCGUUUGGUAGUAGCUUUGCGGCUUCAUUCUCGAACAUCUUUACGAACCACUUUGGAGCUGGAGGUAAUACUGGAGGAGGAAGCGCAAGCACGACUAAGAUGCACGCUUCUUCGUCUACGCAGAUGAAUGGCGGAUCCGGUAGUGGCAGUGGUGGAAGUGGAGGUCCUACAAGUGGUGCUGCCGCAAGUAGUACGACCACAUCAACCACUGGAAUGGGAAGUCUUUUUGGCGGUCCUCCUGGUGCUACGGGUUCAUCUUCUGCGUCGUCUGGUGGUCUCUUUGAUCCAGGGUUUGGUGGUCCUGGUGCAGGUCCUGGAGGAUCUACUAGUAGUAGUAGUGCUACUACUACUGCCCAAGGUGGUCAAGGACAUCAUUCGCAUUCGCAUUCUUCAACAAGGGAGGAGCAUGGACAACAUGGUAGUAGUGGUAGGUCUCACAAGCAUGGUAGUAGAUCUCACAAGCAUGCUGGUAGUUCUUCGAGUAAGCCCAAGAUCCAACGUCCGGUUGCGCCGUAUUACGAACCAUUUUUUUUCGAGUCUGAUUUCGACAAACUCUUAGUGGAAUUGCAGCAACUGCGUAAGCAUUUGAGGACUUUGAGCAGUAGUGCGUGUGCUCUCAGUGGUGCAGGUUCUUGGAUGAACAGCAAUCGAGGCAAUGGAAAGAACAACAGCAACAACAACUACAGUGAUGCGAGUCGUGCCAUAUCUUAUGCUCCCCUUCCCGCAUCUACGACUGCAGAAUCGUUACUCGUUGGAAAACAGGACCAUGGUUCGAAAGCAAUGAGCAUGUUAGAGUCGACGUCAGCUUCUGGAGGGGAUCAAACCACAGCUUGGGAGUCUCUCCUGAUUCCUGACUCGAAAUUGCGUUGCUUAUUGGACUUCCUGGCCAUGCUUCAUCGCAUCAGCGCGUACUACAGGACUACCGCGCACGUCACCUCCUCCACCCCUGGAUCGCUGCAGACCUUUGUCGAUAAGGUGAACGAGGGCGCUUUUGUUUCCAAAUGUUUGACGACGCACGCGUUGAGGCAGCUGCACGAUCCUGUGACGAUUGCAGCGAGAGCCCAUGCCAAGUGGGUACCUGUGUUGGGUGUGCGGAACAACUUCCUUUUUUCUGCGUCCGCGAAAAGAGCGAUGCAUCAAGGACUGCAUAUGGGUACAACUAGAGAUGAUAGCGUUGUCUUGCUUUUCGGUUUGAUGCAGCUUUUCACCCCUGUAGUUGAUUUCCAGAGGAUUAAGGCAUACGACAAGCAAUGUGAAUCAAUUCAGAUCCUUUAUUUUUCAUCUUUUUAUAAAUUUAAUCUACUCGUCCUGUCGGACGCUCCUGCGAAGUUUCCAAUAUAUUCUUCACAACCCCAGGGCUCGGUCGGGCCAUGCACUACGCCCAACAGCGGAGUGGCGCUAACAACUCACGCCAGCAAUCUCAGAGACCUCAGAACGUCUUGGCGCCCAUUCCCAGACAGAAAGUCCGUAUCAGUCGCGCGAGAUUGGUAGAGUCGGCGCAGAAGUUGAUGGCCCUCUAUGCACAAUCGCCAGCAAUUUUGGAAGUGGAGUUUGCAAACGAAGUGGGUACAGGAAGUGGGCCAACUCUGGAGUUCUACAGCACCGUGGUAGAAAUGCUCAAGGAGCCUUGCUGUGGCGCGAAGAGUGGCGUCGGUCCCAAUGGUACGGACUUGCUGUGCGACAUUGACCAGACUACGAUGCCGAGCGAGAGGGCGCCUGAAAAACGAACUUGUUUAUGGCGCACAUCUGCGGACGGCUAUCUUUUCCCUGCACCGCUCUGCAUCCACGAAAACCCGAAGGUUGCAGUAGCGUGCUUUCGACUGCUUGGGCAGCUAGUGGGGAAAGCAUUGCUGGAUGGGCGACUCAUCGACUUACAGUACUAUUUUUUUGCAUUUGCUUUUUUUUUUUAUGUCUUAUCACGCAGUGCGGCCUUGUGUCGCCGGUAGCGAUAUCAGGCGCCGCCUUCCUGUACCAGCCGAGAACGCAUCGCGCACCCCUGCCAUUGCUGACACGUGCAAGGGCUCGGCGCGCUAGGCUGGUAGCAGCCUGGAAACCCGGCGCCGCCCGCCCUCUCGCCGCGCUUACGUAGUAAAGCGGGGGCUUCGGCCUCACCUGGCAUGCCCCUGGGAAAUGGGGUCGGCUGACGGGGCCAAGGGCGCGUGCUGCGGGCCGACUUCACCUGCACACGUGGAAACUGCCGGCCACAGGUCGCGGGGCGGCGUGGCUAUUUGUUGCAGCCCUUCGGCCGGCGGCACUAGGUCACGCCAGGGAACCGCUUAGGCAGCGCCGGGGCUACGCAGUGCCGCACCUGCGUCCACGUGCAUCGCCCCCCUCGAACAUUUGCCAAGCUCCGCACCCCCCGGGCUGGGGGUGAACGCUCUCCGCCUGCUUAUCGGGAGGGCCAGGUAAAGGCGGCGGGGUCGCAAGGUCGUGGCGACGCGGCUGCCCGCCUCGGCGGCACAAAGGGGCCCGGAGCCUAGAGAGCUGGGCGCACCUUCUUGGGGUGGUCGCGGUCGUGGGCCCGGCCCGCUUGGUCAGGAGGAGCAGCGGGCAAGAAAGUGCUGAGGGGUGAAAAGGCAAGAACCGUGAGGCACUGCGGCACUUGCUUCUAUAAGUGCUUGAAGGACCCCGGCGGCAGAACUAUCGCAAAGGCCCGCGGCCCGCGCCAUAGGGGAAGUGGCCGCGCCACUAUUGUCAGAUAGACGCCCGCGCUGUGCGUCUUGCAUGGCGAGCCGAAACUUGGAAGGGAGCACGAACGCACAAAGGGGCCACGACACUUGGCGCCAGCAUGAAAACCCGCGCCAAAGAGGCCAGCCUGCUGUUGGCUCAUUCCUACAGGCGCCGGCCCCUGCUGUUCUCCCUUGCCUUCGUUCCGCCUGCUUGACGUUCUCCGGGGGCUGGCUAGCUGCGGAGGUGGACUUGAAAGCGCCCGGGCCCCCCUCUAUUUCCGCGCGCAUCUUGUGACCGCUACGCGGCCAUCUUUUUAUGAUUCCCAUGCACUUUGAUUCAAGAAAUCAAUGAAGGCGUGACUUUCUUCUCAUUAAGAAAUCUCUUCAACCCUCUCCCCCGCUUCACAGGCUCCACCCUCUCUUCUGGCGUCUCGUACGUGGUUCACAAGCCUCUCCGAGUUUCCUCAGCGUUCAAGAUUUGCGGCUCGUGGAUUCGGAGCUAUGGCUUAGCUUGGAGAAGCUGAGAGCUAUGGACGACGUAGAGGCUUUGGAAAUCUCCUUCGUCUUGCCGGGAACCAACGAGCGGUUUGAAUUAGUCGAAGGAGGAAGGGAGAAGAUUGUGACGAAGGUAUCUACUCUGUGAUCAUCUUUCUCUGUGGUAGUUUGAAUGAGGUCUCGUUUAUGAGUUCGAUUUGCUGUACUCUUUUUUCUUAACAACUCAGUGUUAAUAAAGUCAACUCCUCCACCAGCCACGUGAUCCUUCUAGAAGGCGUUCUUAAUCUUACCUACCGACUAAAGCAAAUCAAAACACCACCAAAACAAUCCCCAAAUCCCUCAAUCCUUACAUAGGACAGCGUCGACCAAUACAUCUCCUUGGUCGCUUCUUCGCUUCUCUACGCUUCCAUCCGGGAGUCCGUGUUGGUCUUUCGCGAAGCCCUUCUCAGUAUUCUUAAGGCUUCCUGCAAUUCAUCUCGAGAAGCAUCUUCUUUGGUCGCCUUUUCUUUAACGGAAAGAAAGCACGCCGAAGAUGCUUUUGAAGAUGAUUUAUUUGAGCUCUAACAUUCACAGUGUCGAAUCUCUGUGCCUGUUCUCAGAAGAAGAGUUGUCGAAUUUGAUCGUUGGGGUUUCUACACGGGACAACGAAUUCUGGAACAAGGAGCAUCUAGAAAAACAUAUCGACGCAGCACAUGGCUUUAGUAAAGAUUAUGGCAUUGAUUUGUCGCAAUAAUGAAUUUAAUGAGAACUAAUCAUGGAGUGGGCAUUAUAAUUUGCGACCAAAAAUAAAGAUGAAUUUAGUGAGGACGACGAUUAAUGGAGUAGUCUAGGUGUUCUUGUAUGUGUAAAAAGUGCUUUUGGUAAGUGCCUUAAUUAUAGUGAAGACGGGUGUAUAUGUCAAUCCAGAUUCGUAUAUUCGUAUCUUGCGAUGUUACAACUUCGUUUGCAGUGAAAAGUAAGACGCGUCUUGCUACCCCAAGAGCCUCUAAGUCAAAUCCGAAGUGUACAAGAACUUGGUCGCUUUGUUACCAGAGCUAGGCGUGCAACAGCGCAAGCAGUUUUUGGCGUUCGUGACGGGAGCUCACAGUUUGCCUCCAACUGGUUUCGCAGGAUUGAAACCAAAAUUACAAGUGGCGAGGAAGGACGAAGGCAAAAACGGCGAUAUUUUCCUUCCGUCGGUGAUGACCUGCGCGAACUACCUGAAGAUGCCAAACUACAGUUCUGCUGCGAUUCUAAAGCAAAAGCUUCUACAAGCGAUCUCUGGAGAUUCGAACAGCUUUUUACUGUCGUAAGCUAAAGCUCUGGAGCUCUGCAUGGAGAAGAAGACGAAGCAACGAAGAAAGAGGAUUUUCUACGGUCUUCUAAGUAGAAGAUUUAUGCAGGACGAUAGUAGGAGUAGUAGAGAUACAUCACUCCAAGUCUCACAUCGAUAGGUCUUUUCUCUCCUGCUUAAGAAUAAAGGGAGGACUGACAGUUGAUUUACACUCGCGCUCUGCAUCGUGGAAUCUUGUAAGUAGCACUUUCUAUAACUUGACGAAGUUCUUAUAUCAGUAUCGCAAUAGGCGGCAAUAAAAGCUAUGGCGCGCAUCAGACUCUACUUGUCUCAUCACGGUAUUGUAGUAUUUUCUGUCCCACCCAUUAUUUUUUCUUCCUCUUUGCCUCUGUAAAGCGCAUGCUUUCUCUGCGCCUACCCAAGCUGGUGCGUUGACAAAAAAGGUCGAAAGCGUUUAAUUUUGAUGUCGCUGGCAGACGUAAACUGGUAUUUCGAAUAAGAGAGGAAAGCAUGAUUUAAACGACAAGAAAAGCUAUCAUGUGUGUACUACUCAAGUGUCAGGUAAUGACAUUGAACGACUUCGUUUUUGGAUCGAUCUAAUAUUCAUUUCGCAUGUUUUUAUGGGAAUGCAUGUAAUGCAUUUCUUAAAGCAUUCAAAAUACCAUUCAUGUUUUUUGUAGCGUCUCUUUGUCCAUGAUAUUGAUGACACUAUGAUAGGUGUAAGUUUGUGCUCAAGCCUAACAGCAACCCGAUGGACGGGAUGACUGUGCCACUGGGUUAUCCCUAUCGCAUCUUCUACGACCAAUUAUCCCCCCUUUUCAUAGAAAGAACGUCCCGACUAAAACUCGUAAGGCCAUUGAAUAGAGAACUUUUGAAGGAAAGAUGACAAGGUGGUCUAAUUAUUUAUUUUCGGAUGCAAAAACGAAGUGGGGCACUGAGUAACCAAUGAUUGAUGUUCCUAUUAUGUGCCGCUGGUGGACCGGGACGAGGUGGAGAACGUCCAGAAAAACGAGAAUAAAUCCAAAAAUAUCAAUCUAGUGAAAAUAUCUUUUUGAGUCCUUUUCAGAAAGCACAAUAGCCUUUGUUGGUAAGACUAAUUUCUGUAGUAGAUUUUUGAAGAACAAGUGGAGAUGAGGAACUAUUUUUUGAUGAAAUUAAAUAACAGAUCGAUUUAGAAGUACUGUUGUCGUGGGGAGCUCGUUCUUUCGUACGUCUUUGUACUGCCUAGAGUAGUUAUUUAGACAGAACAGCGUUAAUAAGUGGCAGAAGAAACUACAACAAAGAACUACUAGCUUUUAUUGAAACUAGUCAUAAUUCAAGUUGUUAUAAAUAGAUGGAGGUUCUUCUUGGUUUUGAUACGUUAGAUCUUCCUUGAUAGGUAUGCAGAUUUCCCCUUUUUCGUUUGAUUUUCAUUCUACUUUGAUUGCCUCCGUUAAAGAUAAUAGUGACAGUACUAAAGACUGAGGACAAGAGCUACGAGCGAUAGGAGCUACAACAGAGCUAAAUUGAUUUCUAGUAGCAAGAUGACCUUUGAAGUUAUCAGGAACAAGGAGUUCAUUCUCCCUCUUUCAAUAUUGAGGAGACUUUUUACGUAACAAAGUGACCUCCCCGCUUCCCAUACACACUUUUGACGUACCCUUGGAUUGGGUUUACUCUUACUACCACUACUACUACUAUUAAGAUUUAUUUUCCUGGCUGACACGAUCUACGGGCUAUGAUGACGGAGGUCUAUCUAUCCUUCGUGGACCUCCACAGAACAAGAUGCCUACACGACAAGACCCAUUCCCUGUCCUCCCUUGAUGCUGUUGCAAAAGAAAGAAACACAUCCGUCUGAAGAUGUCCCUUGGAAGAUAUCCAUUUAAAGACCACCUCACUAUAGAAAGAUGUUGAGCUGUAUAAUUCCUUACUCCCUAACGUCGUGAAGAAAAGACCUUGAGGUAAUAUUGCAUG
Molecule: messenger RNA, 15034 nt
Organism: Amoebophrya sp. A25
Lineage: Eukaryota; Dinophyceae; Syndiniales; Amoebophryaceae
Source: the annotation of a GenBank genome assembly